AAACUUUGCCCCUUGCUUGCCUUAUAAUCCAAAAAUAUUAAGAGGUGGGAAAGAUCUUUAGAUGAAAUCUGGUCAGAUCUUGCUUUGUGAAUUGUGGAUUUUGGUGCCCCUCUUUCUUUCACAUAAAAACUUCCCACUUUUUUCAUUUCCCUCAUCAUCAUCAUAAACAAAAGCCCACACCCAUAAAAAAUAAAUAUAAAGAAAAAAAAAACCUUUUUUUUUUUUGUGAAAAUAAUUCAUUCUUGUUAGUGAAUUUGUAAAUCUUGUUCAUAUGGGUGUUGCAACAGAUUCACAAUUUCAUGUUCUUGCUGUUGAUGAUAGCAUCAUUGAUAGAAAGUUGAUAGAAAGACUUUUAAAAACUUCAUCUUUUCAAGUAACGACUGUGGAUUCUGGAAGUAAGGCAUUAGAGUUUCUUGGAUUCCAUGAUGAUCAAGAAAUGAGUACAAAUGAAACAUGUUUGUCACCUAAUAUUAAUCAGGAAGUGGAAGUGAAUCUGAUAAUUACAGACUAUUGCAUGCCUGGAAUGACAGGGUAUGACCUGCUCAAGAAAGUUAAGAAAUCGUCAUCUCUAAAGGACAUACCGGUCGUGAUUAUGUCAUCAGAGAAUGUUCCUUCAAGGAUUAGUAGAUGUUUAGAGGAAGGAGCCGAAGAAUUUUUCUUGAAACCGGUCAAAAUAUCAGAUGUACAUAAAUUGAAACCACAUAUGAUGAAAACCAAAGUCAAAGAAACCGGUCAUCAUCAACAUCAACAAGAACAUCAUCAUCAAGAACAACAAAAACAUAAUCAAGAUCACAAAGAACAUAAUGUAUUAGAAAUCGCCGAAGUUGAGUCACAACAACAAUCCAAUGGGAAUAAGAGAAAGUCCAUGGAAGAAGGAGAUCAUACAAUACAAAACAAAGCACAAGUUCAAUGGUGGCCAUACUGUAGAUUUGACUAACCUUUUUUUUUUUUUUCUUCUACUUCCAAUUUUGAUGUUCAAAUUACUUUUUCUUUGACCCCCCCCCCCCCCCCC
Messenger RNA from Erigeron canadensis, 1012 nucleotides. RefSeq names its product two-component response regulator ORR9-like. The transcript is spliced from 5 exons. The record is from RefSeq and is a predicted model, not a curated record. Gene Ontology annotation, biological process: cytokinin-activated signaling pathway; phosphorelay signal transduction system. NCBI's taxonomy places the organism in Eukaryota, Viridiplantae, Streptophyta, Magnoliopsida, Asterales, Asteraceae. Bases 272 to 937 code for a protein of 221 amino acids.